CUUUAAUUUUUUUGGGGGCCCCCAAGAGAGUGGGGCCCUAAGCUAUAGCUUGUUUAGCCUAUACAUAAAUCCGGCACUAAAUUUUCUGGUGCUGCAUGUGUACCCGCCGCCUCCGCCAUAUCAAGGCUGUGGGUGCAUGAGUUUAAGGGUUGCUUUGCAGCUGAGGAACACCCUUGCAUUGAGUUCGAAUGAGACCAAGAAAUGGAGGUUGGGCUGAGGUGUGGUGGUUGGCUCAAGGUCACCUGGCGAACUUUGUGCCCCAGUGAGGAUUUGAACCCAGGUCUCCCACUCCCUUGCCCGACACACUAAGCGCCAUGUCACGCUGUAAUUCAUAGCACGGGAAAGCUUGAUCUGCUCUGAUCAAACUCUGGCCUAGCAAGUUUGGUCUCUUCCAUCCUGGAAGUCUGUGUAAACCCUUUCCUGCUUCCUUCAAAGUUGCAGUGGUAAACCUUCCCAAGGGUGUGAAGGGAAUUAACUGGCGGUGUUGCAACAGCAGCUGGAAACAACUGCAGCGAUUGACUUGGGAGUUGCAAAAGCUUUUGAGACUGAUUCAACCUGUUCUCAAUAAAUUAUCUGGUUGCACACAGGUUGAUGAAGCAGAGGGAGUUGUCCCUUGAGCCUUUGCUGGGGUAGCGUCCGGUGGGAGGGGUGGAAAUGUUGGAUGAGGUCACAAGCCAAACCUACCACAAUCUGCGGUAGUCGCCCUGCUAAGGAAGUGGGCAAGAGUUGGUGUGACACGAUUGCUGCACGCCCAGGGCGAGGGAGAAUCCGGCUCCCCGAGAUGUGUGGGAUGUGUCUGCUGUUGGCGUGAGGCAGAUAAAACCUGUAGUUUUGCUGUUCAGGUCCUGACAAGAUCAAAGCCCAGCCUUCAAAGCCCCAUUAAAAGGGGUGUGUUUGUAACACGGGGAUAUAAACACUUCUUGUGCUGGGACGGUCGUUUUUUAAGACACAGCUGUUGAUGCCAGUCGUCUCGGGAGUGGAGACUUGGGCAACACCACCGCUUCUGACUCCCAUUUGCCAUGGGAGACGCUCCUGCAAAGGUUGGGAUGCCUGCCAAACAGCCCAGUGUGAACAAGAUAAUUGUGUACGACAAGGCCAAUUUUGAGGGGCUUAGCAAAGAGUUCACCUGUGACAUCCCUGACCUUCACGACCUGGAUUUUGGCGAUUGCAUCUCCUCCCUGAAGGUGAUUGGGCAGCCUUGGGUCGCCUACAAAGCCUCCAAGUUUGAGGGGGACGGCUUUGCUUUUGAGGAAGGGGAUUACGAAGCGAUCGAUAAGAACAACAAAAUCUCCUCCCUCCGACUGGUCCACUACGAUCUCUCCGACCCCCAGAUCACCCUCUAUGAACUCCCCAACUAUGAGGGCCAGAGCAAAGUGGUGAAGGAAGAGACCAACCUCACCUAUGGCUACUUCAAUGACCGGGUCUCUUCCCACGUGGUGCAGAGCGGCGUCUGGCUCCUGUAUAAGCACCCGAACCGUGGCGGGUGGUGCCACAUUGCCUGGCCCGGGGAGCGUGUCCACGACUACAAAACAGAGCUCGACUUUGACGACAGCUUGUCCCACUUGCGCCCCCUGCAGGCCGGCCGCCCCAUCGUCACCACCAAGCUCCUGUGGGACCAGAAGAAAGUAGAGGACGAGAAGGACAUUCUGAUCGAUGAGAUCGUGGGAACCAAUUGCACCGAGUACGAGCAAGCGUUCACCGCCAACACUUGCCGGGAGUACAACGCCACUGUCAUCCAGAGCUUCCACUUCAGCAACACCACGUCCCUGAAGCUCGGCUUCUCCUUCCAGGUCACCGUGGGAGGUGCCAACGUCUUGGUGGUGGAGAAAGGGAAGCACGAGUCGACCACCACCAGCGAGAAGGUGGAGGUCAUGCUGCCUGCCAAGAUCCCUCCUUGCACCCAGCUCACGAUUCAGGUGGUCAAGAAGGAGACCACCACCUCGGUGCCGGUGGAGCUGACCAUCUGCCAGAAUGGGAAGGAAAGGAAAGAGCAUGCGGAGUACCGGUGUGUGUCUGGACGCACCAUCAGCACCAGAUACACCAUGAAGCCUGCCUCAGCAGCGCAGGGUGCUGCCGUCACCAAACCUUCUCGUGUGGGAAUAAGGGAGCAUUCCCAGGCUCAGCCUAAACCAGGAACAUCUGGGGAGAGAUCCUAAACCCCUGCCUGAAUGAGUUUUUUUGGUGUUGCUCAAGGACCUCAGUGGGGUGGCCACUCCCAUAUCAUACUCUGUGGGCGAAGGGGAGUCUUGUUUCAAGGGUGUGGGACCUGUGGCCUCCAGGUGUGGCUGGACUCCCAACCAUAGCUGCCAAGUUUUCCCUUUUCUCGCGAGGAAGCCUAUUCAGCAUAAGGGAAAAUCCCUGUAAAAAAGGGAUAACUUGGCAGCUAUGCUCCCAACCCUCCUCCUCCUCCUCAGCUGGCAUAACCAGCGGUCAGGGGAUGAUGGGAGUUGUAGACCUGCAACAUCUGGGUGGCCACCGGUUCUGCAUCCCUGCUAGGCCGAUUUAUCGCUGGCUGCGGUGGUGGUUUCUGGGUUUGUAGGAUUGGUUUAGAGAAGGGUUGAAGAUAGCAUUGCAUGGGAGUAAGCUACUAUGGUAGUUCAGAGGGCAACUUCCACAUUGAAGAACACAUGAGGUUGACGAACAAAAUGUAAAUAAACGAAUAAUGACUCAAGUCUUCUCUCAAGGAUGUUCCAGCAGACAAUAACAAAGCCAAGAAUGAGUCUAGUGAACUGCCUCUCCACAAACAUCUCCCAGUAUAUUUAUGCUUAUCUGGCAGGAGAUGGUCAGUGAAUGGUCCACCUUGGAGGAAGAUUAGUUCAGGCGUCUCUUUAAUCCUGGGCUGUCCAGUACCAGUCCUGGACUAGCAGCAGUAGAACAGCAGCAAGGCUAUCCAGGUCAAAGGUAGCAGGACCAAGAAGAAGGGCCAUAGCUCAGGAGACAGAGCCUGUGCUUUGGAUGCAGAUGGUCCCAGGUUGAAUUCCUGGCAUUUCCAGACAACAGGGCUGGGCAAGGAUUUCAGCUGAAAUUCCGGAGGGCUAUUGCCAGUCAUUGUAGAGGUAAUAUUGGGCCAGAUGGAGAUAUGACUCAGGAUAAAGCAAUUCCCAAUGUCUUUACAUACCCAAAGAAAUGGACUACAGUGGUACCUUGGUUCUUGAACUUCAUCCGUUCUGGAAGUCCAUUCCAAAACCAAAGCGUUCCAAAACCAAGACGUGCCUUCCCAUAGAAGGUAAUGCAAAAUGGAUGAAUCCAUUCCAGACUUCUAAAAACAACCCCUAAAACAGCAAUUUAGCACGAUUUUUACUAUCUAAUGAGACCAUUGAUCCAUAAAAUGAAAGCAGCAAACAAUGUACUGCAGUCAGUCACACGAUCAAUCGAUCAGUAGCUGAACUGGGUUCCACACAGGCACAAGAACAAAACGAAAAAGAGCCGCGAAACAAAAACACAAAACAAAUAGCAAAAACAGACAGACCUCAGCGUAACACUCAGAACGGAGCACGUUUGGCUUCCGAAAAAAAGUUUGCAAACCGGAACACUGACUUCUGGGUUUGCAGUGUUUGGGUUCCAAGUUGUUUGAGGACCAAGGCAUUUGAGAACCAAGGUACCACUGUACAUCAUCCAGGAUGACAGGUUGCAACAGAGGUGAAGAGCAGGAGCAUUCAAGGUGCACCACAUCAGCAUUGAAAGCAAUAAAAUCAAAUCCUAAUGUUUCGAGCAAGUGAGCACAGGUUGCAGAAAACUCUUCAUGGUCACCUGUCAAUUCUAGGAUUCUCUGGUUUGUUUUUUUUUUAAUGUCCUGACUGCCUUUCUUUGACCACGCAUCUGCUUGGGAGAGACAACUUCACUGUCAUGCUGGGUAGCAACAGGUCUGAAACGGGAUUGAGCAACUUCUGGCCCACCCAACGGUGUUGGACUACAACUCCCAUGAUCCCAGGCCAUUGGUUAUGCUGUCUGGGGCUGAUGGGAGAUGUAUCUGGAAGACCACAGGUUUGCCACCCCUGGUCAAAAAGAACUGAGAUUUUUCUCUGCUGCCUGCUUUCCAGGAAGAAAGGGGGAGAGGAGCGCAAGGAGUAUUGAUUUAAAAUAAAAUAAAAGUGCUUUGUGCAUCCGCA
Messenger RNA from Zootoca vivipara (common lizard), 4109 nucleotides. Its product is annotated as epidermal differentiation-specific protein. NCBI's taxonomy places the organism in Eukaryota, Metazoa, Chordata, Lepidosauria, Squamata, Lacertidae. Gene Ontology annotation, molecular function: structural constituent of eye lens. Gene Ontology annotation, biological process: lens development in camera-type eye; visual perception. The record is from RefSeq and is a predicted model, not a curated record.